AUGGGGGAGGGGAGGGGUCCGCACUGGGCUCCCGGCCAGCCCAGCGUGGCUGGGGUGACCUCCCUCGGAGGGACGAGGAGACCCGGGGAGGUGCCCCUCGCUCUGGUGUGCCCACCGCACCCACACCCACACCCCACCCACGGGGAGACGGUUGUGGACACCGAUAUUCAAAGUCUAAAGCAGGAAAGCAUGACGCUGCCCCCGCCUCCCGGGAGCCAAACAGGGACAAACAGACACAAAGCGCCCGUGGCCGCCAGGCGCGUGGAGGCCGAGGGUACUCAACCCCUUCCCAGCCCCGGCCUCCCACCGGCGCGGCCCAUGGAAGCUGCACGCUGCACAGGGACAUUCUCACAGGCGCGCACAGGCGUGCCGGGAGGAGGCCCGCACGCUCGGCAAGGAGACACACAAAGGUGCCCGGCCCCCAGAACGUGUCCCCGGCUCCGCACACGCGGGCCACGCGCCCCAGGGCCGGCGACACAAACUUCUGCGGGGCGAGCAGACCCGGCGGAGGGAGGCCUGUGGACUCCGCGUUCGCACCUCACAUACAAAGACCCCAAGUCCCCUCCCCCUGCGGCGCGCAGCAGGCGUGGAGGGGCGCCCAGUGAGCCGCCGUCCUCCCCCUCUGGCCCCCGCCGUCCAGAGCCCCCUCCGCGUGGCCGUCCAGCCGAGUCCUGGCGGCCCGGAGCCCCCUCCGCCCGCCGGCCACCGCGGCCAUCAGCCCGGCCAUCGGCUGCUCCUGCGUCUGGCCUGCCUUUGCUCACUCUCCCUUACCUGGCCACGCCGGCCGGACCAUCGGAGCCCUUCCGGGGUCUGCCGGGCUCUCUGCCCUGCUGA
Psammomys obesus (fat sand rat) is the source of this 834-nucleotide messenger RNA. Its product is annotated as basic proline-rich protein-like. Lineage: Eukaryota; Metazoa; Chordata; Mammalia; Rodentia; Muridae. The transcript has a single exon. Bases 1 to 834 code for a protein of 277 amino acids. The record is from RefSeq and is a predicted model, not a curated record.